AUUGAAUUUAAGAGUUUUAUGAGAAUAAUAGUAUUAACUAAUAAUUAAAUUUAAUUGGAUCAAAAUUAUAAAAUUUGUACAGAUAUAUACAUAUCACGAUGCUUAAAUAUCAUGAACCAGUAUCAGCAUUUGCAAUGUAUGCUAUGAAACGCAAAAAUACAGAAUCAUCAUCGAAUUCAAAAAAAUUAAAAAGAAAACAUAGUUCUCUUCAAGAUAAAAAAGUAGUUUCAAUUGGUGAUACAAAAUUUAAAAUACAAGAAAAGACAAAACAAAUAUCCAUACAUAAAAAUGUUCAAGGAACAAAUAAAGUUUCAAUAAAUAAAAUUCCAAAUAUAAAUAAAAAAAAGAAUUUAAUAUCUAAAAAAACUAAUUCAUCUAUAAUUUCUAAGAAAAAUAAAUUAAUUAAAAAACCAAUACAUAAAAAAAAAAAUAAGAAUAUAAUCUUAAUUUCUGGUUCAAAGAAAGUUGAACCAAAGAAAAAAUUAAAAAAUUCUGUUUUAAUGGUGAAUAGAGCUCUUGCAAAAAUGAAACAAAUUAAACAAAAACAAAUUAGAAAAACAAGAGUAAUAAAAAGGACCAUUCAAGAAACUACUUCUUAUUCUAAUUGUGAAACAUCUGAAGAAAAUCAUGAGAAUCCUGUAAAAACAAGUCGUUCAAUGUUUGAAUGGUUAAUAUAUCCUAUGAAAAUAGAGGAGUUUUUUGAAAAGAAUUGGGAGAAAACACCUGUUCAUAUAAAAAGGAAUUUUCCUAAGUAUUAUAAAUUACUUAUAUCUACUCCAAUGUUAGAUAAAAUAUUAAGAGAGUCCUAUAUUUUAUUUACAAAAAAUAUUGAUAUUACUUCAUAUGAAAAUGGUAUAAGGGAAACUCAUAAUCCAAUUGGUCGUGCAGUUCCAACUGUUGUUUGGGAUUAUUAUAUGAAUGGAUGUUCUGUUCGAAUGUUAAAUCCACAAACAUACAUACCAAAAUUACAUUCAUUAAAUGCUACACUUCAAGAAUUCUUUGGUUGCUUUAUUGGUGCAAAUUCCUAUCUAACACCACCUAAUAGUCAAGGUUUUGCACCACAUUAUGAUGAUAUUGAGGCUUUUAUAUUACAAAUUGAAGGUAAAAAGAGAUGGAGAUUGUAUAAACCACGAAACCAGAAUGAAUAUUUGCCAAGAUAUUCUUCAGAAAAUUUUUCACAAUUUGAGAUUGGAGAACCUAUACUAGAUACAAUUGUAAACGAAGGAGAUUUAUUAUAUUUUCCACGAGGAACAAUUCAUCAAGGUGAAACUAUCGAUAAUACACAUAGUCUUCAUAUUACGUUAAGUGUUUAUCAGAAAAAUAGUUGGGGUGAUUUUUUGGAAAAAUUACUUCCAAAUGCAUUAACAGCUGCUAUAAAAGAAGACUAUGAAUUUCGAAAAGGAUUACCUAUUGAUUAUUUAAGAUAUUGUGGAUAUGUACAUUCUGAGAUUCAAAAUAAUUCCAAAGAUAAAUUCAAAGAAAAAAUAAAACAUUUACUUAGUAAAUUAAUAGAUUAUAUUGACAUUGAUGAAACUGCAGAUUUAAUGGCAAAAAAUCAUAUUCAUGAUUUUUUACCACCUGUUCUUUCUGAAAGCGAACGGGAAUGUUCUGUUACUCAAGAUGGUGAAAAAAUGAUUGAAAAUGGAAUUGUUAAUAAUAGAGUAGAAAUAGAACCUGAUACUAGAUUUCGGUUAGCAAGAUCUCAUUGUAUAAGAUUAAUUAAAGAGAAUGAAUCAUUUAAAAUAUAUUAUUCAAGUGAAAAUUCUAAAGAAUAUCAUGAGUAUGAAUCACAAUUUUUAGAAGUUAGUGAAGAAUUUAUACCUGCUAUUCGAAAAAUGAUAUUGCAAUAUCCUAAUUUUAUACGUGUAGAAGACUUGCCAAUUAAUGGUGAAGACAAUAAGAUACAAAUAGUCAAAGAUCUUUGGGAAAAAUGUCUUAUAGUAACAGACAAUCCAUUAUGUAUAUUGGAAUAAUUGUAUAUUUUAAGUAAUUUGUACAAAAAUUAAAAAAAAAAUAAAUAUUAAAAGUC
Molecule: messenger RNA, 2029 nt
Organism: Apis laboriosa (Himalayan honeybee)
Lineage: Eukaryota; Metazoa; Arthropoda; Insecta; Hymenoptera; Apidae
Gene: NO66
Product: ribosomal oxygenase 1
Exons: 6
Coding region: 99-1973 (624 amino acids)
Cellular component (GO): nucleolus
Molecular function (GO): histone H3K4 demethylase activity; histone H3K36 demethylase activity
Source: RefSeq, a predicted model, not a curated record